This is a messenger RNA of Drosophila novamexicana, 4457 nucleotides long. It is a transcript of the gene OtopLc, whose product is annotated as proton channel OtopLc. The record is from RefSeq and is a predicted model, not a curated record. The transcript is spliced from 6 exons. Lineage: Eukaryota; Metazoa; Arthropoda; Insecta; Diptera; Drosophilidae. Gene Ontology annotation, cellular component: membrane. Gene Ontology annotation, biological process: proton transmembrane transport. The coding region runs from base 1 to 4452 and encodes 1483 amino acids. Gene Ontology annotation, molecular function: proton channel activity.
AUGGAUAGCUCGCCGGAUUUGUCGCUGUCGCUGAAACUGCGACGCGGCUCCAGCGACUCACGCGACAAUUUCUAUAUGGACUUUGCCCAGGGCAUCGAUUCGGAUAUCGAGGAGGUGGACAACAGCAAUACACAUCUGGAUGAUGCGCUCGCCUCGAGCUCUGGAAUCCAGAUGGCAUUGCCGCCGCCGUUGCCCACAGUCCCGUUGAGCGAGGAAAUGCUGCUGUUGGUGGCACCGCCACCACCGCCGCCGCCAACCACGCUGCUUGGCCAGCCGCUGCCGACGCUAACGGAGACGGAUGAUAUGCCGCCAACACCAACGCCGCCGCCACAGCAGCAGCUCAGCAUGGAGGCCAACUCGCCGCCCGGUUCCUCCAGCAAUUCUGUGCUCGAACUGGAGCUGAUACCUCCGCCGCCACUGUCGCCCAUGGAUGAUGCCGGACUGCGCACCGAUGACGACGAUGGUGAGGAGACAGACGAUGCCGAGGAGGCGGUCAUUGAGCCACCAGUAGCUAUGCAGCUGCAGCAGCAGCAGCAGGAGCAGGAAGAUGCUGCCGAUGCCGAUGAUGAUGAUGACGAUGACGAGGAAGAAGAAGAUGAGGAUGAGGAGAAAUCGACACCGCCACCACCGCUGCCGCCAUUGCCCUCGAAUCUAUCGUAUGUGCAGGGCAGCGUCACGCCCCCUUUAACUAAGUCACCAUCGACAUCUCCAUCUCCGCCGGCAACGCCGCCACUGUGCCCGGAGCUAAACAUCUGCAAGAUGGUGUCGCCACCAGCGCAGCACGUAAGUCAGAUACCUCCUCUAACGCCCUCGUCCGAGAGCGAAGAGGAGUCGCAGCCGAAUUCCCAGCCCAUUGUUAGGCAGCAACCCCAGGGAAUGGAGCAGGAUCAAGAUGAAGAACCAGGACCAACCCCAGGACCAGACCCGGAGCCGGAGCCGGAGCCAGAGCCGGAUCAGCAGCUGGUAAGCGGUGGUCAGCAGUUGGCCGCCGAGGAGUACAGCAGAUCUCUAGACAAUGAGGAUGAGUCAACAACGAUUACCACACCGCCCAGCAAUGGAUACUCGGCAUCCUCGAUAAUUGCACCACCGCCAGAGCACUUUGCCGAGCUGGACGAGGACAGUCUGGGACGUGGCUUCAUACCGCCACCGCCGGCAGGUCUGGAGGAUAUCAAUGUGGAUGCGGACGAACGUGAUGAACAGCAGCAAGAAAAUUUGCAGUCGCUCGACGUUGAUGAAGAAGACCUAACCAAGGUUGAAACCGAUGAACUGUCCAUGGACAAAACAUCGCCCAAUGUGGGCGACGACGACGCAGACGAUGCCGACGAUGAUGAGCCAGGCGAUAGCAUUAGCUCCCCACGAGCCGCCAGCAUUGCCAGCGGUGGCAUCAUGUCCACCAGUGGCGCCAUUGCAGCCAUGGCCGCUGGCAACGCAGGUCUAGGGUCGCCCAAGUCAGACGGCCGUGUGCCCAGUCGCAGCGGCAGCCAGCGCUCCCAUGCUGGCUCCCGCACUAGCUCCCAGCAUGGCUCACGCACGGGCUCGCACGCAGGCUCACGGACCGGCUCCCGAACGGGUUCUAUAGCCUCUGCUUCUGCCGCAGCCGUCGCCGCUGCUGCAGCCGUGGUGCCGGUGCUGUCCCCUCAAGCCUCGCUCAAGUCACAGACAUCGCUCAAAUCGCAGGCUUCGAUCUCGGAGAGAAGUCCAGCGCUAUCACAUAGGUCAUCGCAGCGGAGCGCCGAGCGCGUCAAGAGCCCGCCCGCAGGCGAGAGCGCACCAGCCAUGCCCUCGCCCCCAUUGAUGCGCAGCUCGCCGCCCGAGCUGGCCAAGAGCCCACCGCGGCAGAUGCACAGUCCGCCGCGCAUAACAACGCCACCGCGCGUCUGCAGCCCCCCGCUGGUCAGCAGUCCACCAAAGCUGGCGGAGACAGCCGCAGCAGCCGUUGCCACAGUGCCAGUCGUGUCCAAGCAACAGGCCAGCAGCAGCAGCAGCAGCAGCAUUGUCGUCCCGGAGCCACCGCUGGCCACGCUUAGUUAUCAGGAUGAGCAGAAGUCGCAGCUGCCCAGCUCGGAGCCCGUUUCCGUUUCCGUUGCCGGCACCACACCGCCGGCCAGCGUGGUGGUGACCAGCCAGCCGCGUGCCCACUUUACGAGCAGUCAUCAUCAUUACCAUCUGCCGCAUCAGUUCCAGCAUCCGCAUCAUCAGAAUCAUCAUACGCACAGUGUUCGCGUGCCCACGCCCACAGUGCCGAGCAGCUAUACACCAUCGUCGUCGGCGGCAUCAGCUCCGGAUGGAGAUGGACGCUCACCGAGCUAUAUUCGACGCGCAGUGCCUCUGGCGGCGCCAAUACUAAGCAGCUCGCUGCUAUCCGCUCCUGGAGAGGCUGGAAACGUGGCGGCAGCCGUAUCGCCGGGCCGCCUUUCGGCACGUUCCGGCUCGCAGCAUCACGUUACCAUCGACGAGUCCAGUUUGCCGCACAAGAGCAAUGUGGAGACCGCCGGACCCAGUGGCCUGAUAUUGGUCGGCGGCGAUGGCGAUGGUGAUGGCGACCACGGUGGCGACAGCUCGGAGCCGCCCUCAUCACCGGGCAGCAGCUCCGAGUGUCAGCUCAGCAAUGCAGAUAGGGAGCGACAAGGUGGCCAGCUGGCACUCAUGUAUCACUCCCAUCAGCUGACCAACUAUCCGGUGCUGCCGGCCAUCAAGCGUACCCAUCGCCCCUCCUUUGUCUAUCCACCAAUGCCGCGCGUCAAGGCCGGCGAUGCUCUGGCCACACUCUUUUCAGCACUCUAUGGCAAACUGCUGGUCGUCAUGGGAGUGGCCUUUCCCAUGGCCGAAGUUAUUUCCACCUAUAUACCACCAUCCUUCUAUGAGGUCUACUAUUUGUACUUGUACAUUGGAAGCAUGAUCUUUCUGCUCUUUAUGUACGCCACAUUGCUUUGGGGACGUCCCAAGCUGCCAGUGCCGAUGGCUUCUUCGCCCAGCAAGUCGGCGGCCAAGGUGAACGCCUCGGAUAGCAUGGAUGAAUCGGAUACGGACAGCACCUCGACCCAUCGCCGCAUACCGCCGGCCAUUCAAGUGCGCCGUCCGUCGUUGCUGUCGCCGCUUGGCAGGCAGCACCACUACGGCAGCUUCUAUUUGCGCAUGGGCGCUGUGGCAUUUGGCAUUGGCAGCAUGAUCUACUCUGGCCUCGAGUUUGGUCAGUACUUUGAGCUGAAUCCGGACACCAAGUGCCACAAUGUGCUGCUCGCAUUGACGCCGGCUACCCGCAUGGCUUUCAUCUUUAUUCAGAUGUACUUCAUCUUUCUGAACAACGAGCAGAUCAAGGUCUAUCGCUACAAGAUCAUCGCACGCUUCGGUCUGAUGCACAUGAUCGGCACGAAUCUGGCCGUUUGGCUGAACGUAUUGAUUCAGGAGACAAAACACGAGAUACUCACCUUUUACAAUCCGGAAAAUCGCACGCUGCGCAUCUCGCAUCGCAUACCGGGCCACUCGCGCGGUCAUGCUGUCAUUGCUCCGGAUCCCACGGCACAUUUGCGUGUGCCCCGCGGCCUGAAGGGUCCCUAUCAGAUCUUCGAGUGCCGUCGCACAAAUAUCAUUGGUACUUUGGUGCAGGACGCUUCACCUUUUCUAUUCCCGUGCACCAUUGAGUACUCGCUAAUCUGUGCCGCCAUACUCUAUGUGAUGUGGCGCAGCAUUUCCCGUCCUCAGACAGCGACUCCACAGCGACCGGACAUGAUUAGCUCCCCGAUGAAGCGUUCCCCUCACCACUAUUCCGUGGACUGUGCACGCGCCCACAAGGGUCUAUUUGUGGGCAUACUGAUCCUCGUGCUGACCAUCAUCUCGCUGAUAAUAUUCUUUGUGCUAAUCUCCCGACCGGAGUUUGUUGCUCUCGCGGUCACCGAGGUAACCAUAUGUGAGCUACUCAUAUAUGGCACUGCGACCAUAGCCACCCUGUUGGGCAUGAUACAGAUUCGACAUCUGCAGUACGAUGCCUAUCGCAGCUUCUCCCUGGAUGACAUCCUGCUGGUGGGCGCGCAGACGGGUUCGUUUCUGUACAACAUCUUCACGGUAAUCGCCGGACACUUUACUCUGCGCAGCGAUGACAUGCUGGUGCCUAUUAAUGCGCUGGCCUCCAUUGUGCAGACCGCAUGCCAGACCAUGUUCAUACUGGACGCCAGCCGGCGGCAGGCGGUCAGCCCGGAGCACAUACGCAAGAAGCCGGGACGGGAAAUAGUCACAUUUAUGCUGGUGGUGAAUCUGGCCAUGUGGGCGAUUAGCACAUUGGAGAAAUCGCGAGCCGAAUCGCAUCCCAUACAGCUGAACUUCUACGGACUCUGGGCCUGGACCAUAAUAACGCACGUAUCCAUGCCGCUGGCCAUAUUCUAUCGGUUCCACUCGACAGUGUGCCUGUGCGAGAUCUGGAAGCGGGCCUAUAAGCUAAAGCCGGCAUAUAUGUGAGAAUU